Molecule: messenger RNA, 1434 nt
Organism: Symbiodinium sp. CCMP2456
Lineage: Eukaryota; Dinophyceae; Suessiales; Symbiodiniaceae
Source: the annotation of a GenBank genome assembly
AUGGCUGCACGUCAAGGUGUGCAGGGGGUCUGCUUCCUGGCAGCCUUGACCCUGGGGUAUGUGCUGGGGUAUCUGCACGGCAUCAGCACCGGCACCCCUUGCCAGCCUUGCCAGAAUGAACACGAGUUGACUUGGAGCGAGCUCACAACCCUUUCGGCAGAUCCCGAGGUUGCCGAAGGUGAGACGACCUGGCCGCAGGAAGGACCACUUCCAGCUCCCGCAAGUUACAGCUCCACCCCCAAGAGAGAUCCUGGGACGACGGGCAAGAAGUGUUCAGAGUUUGAGAAUGUCGAUGUGCCGCUGGAUGGUUGGCCUGUGCAAGUACGAGCUUCUGUCGGGGAAGCCUUGUAUGGUACUGGAUGGGCACAGCGCUUCUUGAGGGAGCAUCAGUUUCCGCGUGACUGCACCGACAAGUCCUUUGUAGAGCACGGCAUGUUUCGAUCAGGCAUGGGCUCCAACAUCCACAUCUCCGCUGCGGUGCUGGCUUUUGCUUUGGACAGGGGAAGCAUCUACCUCUGGCCGCAGGACGAUUGGGCAAAUCCAUGGACCAGGGGGAAGCAGAAGGGCUCUACCGUCGAGUGCCCUGGAGGUAUAAAAGCCACUUCCUACGAAUGUUACUUGAAGCCGGUAAGCUCUUGCACGCCGACGGGGAAGGGUCCCAGGUUCAUUGGGGUGAAGCGGGAUCGGGGUAAGGAAGAGCUUCGAGGCACGGAGGUGGUCCCACGCGUCUUCAAGGAGUUGCUGAGAUGCUCCAGGUACCCGAAGAACUACUGGAUCAAGUGGUGGCGAGCACAGACAGCGGCUUUCCUGGUGCGUCCCAGUUCUUCUACGCUGGACGAGCUGCAAAGCCUCCGGAAGGGAAGCCUUGUCGGUGAGAUGCAGGAUGCGGUGCUCGGGAGUUACGUGCGCCACGGAGACAAGUAUUAUGAGGCAAAAGAGUACGAGUUCAAGGACUACAUGCACAUCUACUCCUGGAUUCUGGGUUCAGAUGCGGAGGUUGAGCGACGCUGCCCAGAUUCUUCGCGAAUGCUUGCGCCCUUCAAGAAGCAGCUGCCGCGCCUCCGAGCUGCACAGAGGCUGUAUCUCGGUUCGGAUGACCCAGCUGUCGUGGAGGAAGCUUCUCGUAGCUUCUCGUGCAGUGGCUGCCUGGUGUACAUGAAUGUCUCUAGACUGUCGAAGAGGCGACCUCUGAUGGAGGUACAGAAGCUCCUUGGAGCUAGGCAGAUGGUCAUGGAAUCCUUGCUGAACUUGCAGCUACUGAUGGAGUCCGAUGCUUUUAUCUGCACAUGGACCUCCAAUUGGUGCCGGUUGGUCGACGAGAUGCGAAUGACAGUGGCGCUCAAAGCAAACCACCUCUCCUUGGAGGUGAACAAGCGCUGUCCUCGCUUCAACUGGGUACAUGGUGGGGGCGCAGAAACGCCGGACUACCGUUGA